CUCGUGCCAGCUGUGCUGUACAUUUGGCAUUGUGUGGCGGAGGCAGGCUUUUGAGGGAGAACAUUCUUACACUCUGGUUUGAGUCCUAUGUUAUCUUCACAGUCAAACGACUGCCUUUUCAAUCAGUUCAAUCGUUACCCGAUUUGGGUGAAAAGAAUGAGGAUGAUGACUAAAGAAGAGGAUGUAAAAACUUGAACCCAUUUCAUUUUAUCGAUUUGACUACUCUGGAGAGGGACCGCAUAUCGCGCGCUGCUGACUGUUGAUCUGUUUUGCAUAUCUUCCAGCGGGCUUGUAUGGCUCUGGAUGCAAUUAAAACUUGGACAUCUGGGGAAUGUUACAGUAGGUCGGUGGUUGCGUGAGAGACAGACAAGGGAGUUUUCCCCAAAAGUGCCACCUAGGCAUCGGACAUAACAUGGGAGAGGCAUCCCGGUAUGCUGUCUUGUAUUGCAUGCCAAAUAAGGACGUAUGUUCUAAAUGACAAGUGCGUUGCAUGUGGAUACGACCACGUAAGAUUGCCAGAUGUAGCCUACCUACAUGGAGCAGCAGACUUUUACCUGGUCGCCGUCAACAGAAGUUGGUCAUCGGUAGGCGGCGCACAUGCUUACCUUGCUGCGCUUCCUCCCUCUCUGUAAAACAAAACUAAUACCGGAGGGGGCAGGGUCAUUACUUGUGUGUUUGGGAUCUAUUUGCUGAAUCACACAAACUCUUCCGCAUCGACAAAACUCUGGCCACAGCGACUCCAAUCGCCGUGGAUUUUGUGCCGUUCAGUUGGACUCUGCAGUGGAUCACAGCGGGGAGAGGGAUAUGGACAGCUUUCAGCUCGGCAGGACAGCGCAGAGAGACAGAAAAUAACAGCCAGAUGUUCGUUUUCUCUGGUCUCGUCACCCUUGAAGGAAUCAAGUUGAAGUGGGCAAGAAUUGCCCAUUAUUAUUAUCCGAUCUCUGUCCAGAUAAGAGGUUGGAUGUAUGACUUUUAAGAAGUGACUUGUGACUUCUUUGUAACUUCCAUUGAACAGGAAGAUGCGACUAAACAGACAGUUCACUGUCUUUGGCAGUGCCAUAUUCUUUGUGGUGAUAAUUUCACUAUACUUGAUGUUGGAUCAUCUACAAUUGGAUAACACCAAAAAUCCAAGCAAUGGAAUGGACCGGUUUCAAAAUGGGCACCUGUCUGUCCUGCAGGACAAAAUCGACCGUCUGGAGAAGCUCCUGGCGGAGAACAACAAGAUCAUCGUGGUCCUCAGGGACUCCUUGAUCAACCUGGGCGCCGUUAAGGACGGCCAGAGGGCAGUGGAGGCUGCGGGAGGCAACUCCAGUCAGGGGGGGGCGCCGGGGCCGGGGGCUGCACAACUACUGCCCUCACCCCCCCUGAUCCUCCCAGUGGACCCUGAGGACUGCCACUUCUCUACCAAGCCUUACUCAAAAGCAGCCGACGGAGUGCAGAUGCUGGAUGUGUAUGACCUCCUGAAGUUUGACAACCCCGAUGGGGGAGUCUGGAAGCAGGGCUUCGAUAUCAAGUAUGACGAGCAUGACUGGGACAAUGAACCACUGCAGGUGUUUGUGGUGCCCCACUCUCACAAUGACCCUGGCUGGCUGAAGACGUUUGACGACUACUUCCGGGACCAGACGCAGCACAUCCUGAACAACAUGGUGGUGAAGCUGCAUGAGGACGUGCGUCGCAAGAUCAUCUGGUCCGAGGUGUCUUACUUCUCCAAGUGGUGGGACAACAUCGACAACCAGAAGAGGGACGCUGUCAAGAAGCUAGUGGAGCGAGGUCAGUUGGAGCUGGCUACAGGCGGCUGGGUGAUGCCUGACGAGGCCAACUCUCACUACUUCGCCCUCAUCGAUCAGCUGAUGGAGGGACACCAGUGGCUGGAGCGGCAUUUGGGUGUGAAGCCGAAGACGGGCUGGGCGGUGGACCCGUUUGGCCACUCCCCUACGCAGGCCUACCUGCUGAAGGCCGCCGGCUUCUCCAACAUGCUGAUCCAGAGGGUGCACUACUCCGUCAAGAAGCACUUCGCAUCACACAAGACACUCGAGUUCCUCUGGAGGCAGAACUGGGAUCACAAUGCCCGCACAGACAUCCUGUGCCACAUGAUGCCCUUCUACAGCUACGACGUGCCCCACACCUGCGGCCCCGACCCCAAGGUCUGCUGCCAGUUCGACUUCAAGCGUCUGCCCGGCGGCCGCGUCAGCUGCCCCUGGAGGGUGCCCCCCCAGGCCAUCACCGACGCCAACGUACAGGACAGGGCCCGGAUGUUGCUGGAUCAGUACCGUAAGAAGUCCAAGCUGUUCCGGAGCAAAGUGGUUCUGGUCCCGCUGGGCGAUGACUUCCGCUACACUGACGCUCUGGAAUGGGACCAGCAGUACCAGAACUACCAGAAGCUCUUUGACUACAUGAACUCCCACGCGGAACUGCAUGUUAAGGCCCAGUUCGGUACCAUCUCUGACUACUUCACAGCUCUGCGUAAGGAGACGGAUGACGGCGCGGGCUCUUUGGCGCUCCCGGUGGUCAGUGGCGACUUCUUCACGUACGCCGAUCGUGACGACCACUACUGGAGCGGGUACUACACCUCGCGACCCUUCUACAAGCGCCUGGACCGCACACUCGAGUCCCAUCUCAGGGCUGCAGAGGUGCUGUUCUCCCUGGCCCUGGCGAGUGUUCGGAGGGGGGGUGCCGCUGCCCUGAGCUCCUUCCCCGCGCAGGAGAGCUACAAGUUGCUCACGGCCGCACGCCGCAACCUGGCUCUCUUCCAACACCAUGACGCCAUCACCGGCACCGCCAAGGACUGGGUAGUGGUCGACUACGGCACCAGGCUCUUCCACUCCAUCCUGAACCUGAAGCGGGUGAUGGUUAGCUCCGCCCACUGGCUGGCCCUGAAGGAUAAGCAGGCCUAUCACCACGACCCCUCAGGCCCCUUCCUGCAGAUGGACGAUGUCCAGUCAGCUCAGGACGCUCUGCCACGCAAGACAGUGCUGAAGAUCGGCACCGAGCCACGCUCCCUGGUCAUCUACAACCCGUCUGAGCAGGCGCGCUCCUCGGUGGUCACGGUGUUCGUGAACUCGCGGCAUGUGUGUGUGCUGGACGCAUCUGGCCAGCCAAUCAGAGCCCAGCUCAGCAUAGUAUGGGAGGGCACCAGCAAAGCAUCCACAGAGGCCUACCAGUUAUCUUUCGUAGCUCAGGUGCCGGCGCUGGCUCUCGCCAUCUACCAGCUGACUGAGGGGGCGGGACUUAGCACAGAACCCGCCCAAUACAUGAUCCUGCAGCCGGGCAAGGAGCUGUCAAUCACAGGGGCGGAACUCUUCCAGGUGGACACGCCCCAGAACCUGGUGGAGCCAAUCAAAUUGGAGAACCAACAUCUGCAGCUCAGCUUCUCUCCACACACCGGCCUGUUGGAGAGAAUGAGUGUGAAGGAGGAGGGGGCGGAGUCUCGGCAGGUGAAGGUGGAGUUCCUUUGGUACGGCACCACCAGCAAGAAGGACAAGAGUGGAGCAUACCUGUUCUUACCUGACGGAGAGGCCAAGCCCUAUUCUCCGUCUGGUCCUCCAGUGAUCCGGGUCACCAGGGGCGCUGUAUUCUCAGAGGUCACCACCAUCAUGCAACACAUCACACACACCGUACGCCUCUACCACAUCCAAGGUGUGGAGGGUCAGGCCGCUGAGGUGUGUAACUCUGUGGAUAUAAGGGGAGAGUUCAACCAUGAAAUUGCAAUGAGGAUAACAUCAGACCUAAACAGCAGAGAUCGAUUCUUCACCGACCUCAAUGGCUUCCAGGUACCUGUUCAUAUUUACUUAUGCAUAGUGUCGUUGGACAAGUUGUUUGGAGACCUGAGGGUGAAGAGGCUGACUGCGUCGUCCUUGACCCUGAUGCACAGCGCCGAGGCUGGGCAGGAUUCCCACGACAUCAGCCUCCAACCUAUGGAGAUCAGCACACACCGCCUAGAGCUCAGCUGA
Messenger RNA from Engraulis encrasicolus (European anchovy), 3950 nucleotides. RefSeq names its product mannosidase, alpha, class 2A, member 1 (gene man2a1). The coding region runs from base 1020 to 3950 and encodes 976 amino acids. Gene Ontology annotation, molecular function: carbohydrate binding; alpha-mannosidase activity. The record is from RefSeq and is a predicted model, not a curated record. Gene Ontology annotation, biological process: protein deglycosylation; N-glycan processing; mannose metabolic process. NCBI's taxonomy places the organism in Eukaryota, Metazoa, Chordata, Actinopteri, Clupeiformes, Engraulidae. The transcript has 18 exons. Gene Ontology annotation, cellular component: Golgi membrane.